This is a messenger RNA of Gavialis gangeticus (Gharial), 4258 nucleotides long. It is a transcript of the gene ZNF516, whose product is annotated as zinc finger protein 516. Gene Ontology annotation, molecular function: DNA-binding transcription factor activity, RNA polymerase II-specific; RNA polymerase II cis-regulatory region sequence-specific DNA binding. Gene Ontology annotation, biological process: regulation of DNA-templated transcription. Gene Ontology annotation, cellular component: nucleus. The coding region runs from base 304 to 3909 and encodes 1201 amino acids. The record is from RefSeq and is a predicted model, not a curated record. Lineage: Eukaryota; Metazoa; Chordata; Crocodylia; Gavialidae. The transcript is spliced from 4 exons.
GUGCAGGGCCGGCGGACCCCGCUCCGCGGCCCGAACAAAGGGCGAGGCCGGGGGCGCGGCAGGGCGGCGGCGCAGGCACGUCAUGGAGGGGGAGCCCCCGCGGGCGGGCAUAGGCUGCCCCGAUGCCCGGGCUCAUGAGGCGGAGGUCCCGCCGGCGCUGCGGCGCGGGGGCUGCUCCGGUGCUCAGUGUUGUCUGCUUAUGAAACACACACGUAUCCAUUGACAACUCAGUCUUUUUUGAGGCAUCAAAAGGAGGACCUUUCAACUGAAAAUGAAGAGAGAAAACUCACUUGGCAAAACCAUAUGAUUGAAAACGCUGUCUGGCUCUUUGCUGUUGGACACGGUUUGGUCCUUCUGCCCUGUCUGACUGAUGUUGUGGCAGUAGUACAGAUGGACCGCAACAGAGAAGCAGAAAUGGAGUUACGAAGGUCCUCCAGUCCUGGCAAGAUGAACAAGAAUGAUAUUGAUGGAGACAAGGCCAUGUGCCACAGCUGCUGCAUCUGUGGCAAAAGCUUUCCUUUUCAAAGCUCCCUGUCCCAACAUAUGAGGAAGCACACAGGAGAGAAGCCCUAUAAAUGUCCUUACUGUGACCACAGAGCCUCCCAAAAGGGCAACUUGAAGAUACACAUUCGGAGUCACAGAACAGGCACUUUAAGUCAGGGGCACGAGGUAGAGAUGGGAGAGGCCCAGCUCGGAGAGAUGGGAGUCUCGGAAGGCCUUGAUGGGUGCACCAGCCCCACCAAAAGUACAUCUGCUUGCAACAAGAUUGUGAAUGGUGCAACCCAGACAGACAAUGGCAAGAUCUUGUUGAGAAGCAGUAAGAAGGAGGUGGCAGAUUCAACACCAGCAGAAGAUGGUAAACUACCUAUUUACCAGUGCACCUUCUGCAAAAACAAGUUUGAGAGAAAGAAAGAUCUUGAACAGCACAUACACCAAGUACAUAAGCCGUUCAAAUGUAGGCUCUGUAACUACAUGACAUUAAGAGAAGAGACACUGUUAAACCACAUAGAGAAAGACCAUAUUAUAGCUCAGGUUCCAAAUGGGGAAGCUUACACUGAGAACUGCAAGAGUGAACUGAGUGCUGGCGAGUUCCCUUGUGAAGUCUGUGGUCAGGCCUUUAGUCAAACCUGGUUUCUUAAAGCUCACAUGAAAAAACAUAGGGGUUCAUUUGAUCAUGGAUGCCAUAUUUGUGGCAGAAGAUUUAAAGAACCCUGGUUUCUCAAAAACCAUAUGAAAGCUCAUGGCCCAAAGACAGGGAGCAAGAACAAACCAAAAAAUGAUUUGGAGCUUAUAGCCACUAUUAAUGAUGUGAUUCAGGAGGAAACUAUUGUGACUGGCUUGUCUCUGUACGAAGUUUGCACCAAGUGUGGGAAUCUGUUUACAAAUAUGGAAAGCCUAAAAGCACACAAUGCUGUUCACUACAAAGCUCAAAGAAGCAGCAUUGAGGACAAAGCUGAGAGUUUAAUUGAUGGGAGCCUAGAUCCAUCUGUAACAAAGCAGUUUUUCUUACAGUGCCUGAAUCUGAGGCCAUCUGUAGGAACAGAUAGAGUUACAAGAGGGCAGCUUGGAAAAAGGGUAGCUGAGCUGGAUCCAGUCAAUAGCUACCAGGCUUGGCAUUUGGCCACCAAAGGAAAAGUAGCUGAGCCUUCUGAGUACAUAAAGUAUGUGGGGUGGGAUGAAGUCCUAGCUGAUGCUGAUGUAACUUAUGACAAGGAUAAAAGAGAAUACAUUCUUGUUAAUCAGGAAAAGCGCAAGCGAGAUCAGGAUUCACUUAGCUCAUCUAGCAACCCCAAGAAGAAAAGCUGUGCUAGUGGACGUUUGGAGAAAAACAGUGGUGUGCAAUCAGGUGAAAACUGUAUCAUUUCCCAGGGGGACCUGGACUACAGACCCUCCUCAAAGCAAAGCAGGAGAGCAUCCCAAAACAAGUCCACCGAGUGCUUUGAAUGUGGCAAGAUUUUCCGCACCUACCACCAAAUGGUACUCCAUUCACGGGUGCACAGGAAAGAACGCAGGAGCUGCAGUGAGAGUGGGAUGGCUACUCAGCCAGACCGAUAUGGGUCCAGCAGUGAGGAGGGGGACUCUGGGUCUGUCACUGGGCCAAGCACUCCAGGCUCAGCUUCAGCCCCAGAAGAUUCAUUGACCUCUGGAAUGGGUGAGGAGGGUGCUGAGGACAGCUCUGAGGAGGGACUACCUGAACCAUCACUGGGUGGAAAGCCGUACCACUGCAGCCUUUCUCAAGGAGAAACUCCGAUGGUGACAUCUCAGGUGGAUGAGCUUCCUAAACUUGGAAGCAACAAUGCCAGAGAAAGUGAUGCCAAUGAAUCUAAAGCAGAGAUACCAGCUUUGAUAUCUGCACUGGAAAAAGAGGUCAAAGAGCCCUUUCCAGAAUACGAAGAUCAGAGAUGUUCUCCAGGCUUAAAGAUGCCAGCAUUUCGACAAAGCCAAGAGCCUCCUUGCUCCAGCAGCAUUGCUGACCUUCCUUCCGGCAGGGGCCAGACACCUUCAGACAUGGUAAUAGACUUGAAAACCUCAGUGGAAAUGCAGGCUAGUCACUCUAAAGAAAACUUGCCACGUAGAGAGCACCCCUUGGUAGAAAAAGGUGGAGAGGCCCAAGAAAUGGUUCUGCUAGAUUUGAGUGAGAAAUCAACAAGGGAUGAUUUAUGCAAUAAGGGUUUUACCUCAUCAUUGCAGGCUGCUUUGAUUGUCCAUCCAUGUCCUUUCUGCAGUCACAAGACCUAUUACCCUGAAGUCCUGUGGAUGCACAAAAGAAUUUUGCACAAAGUCAGCUGUAACUCAAUGGUUCCUCCAUGGGUUCAACAAAAUGGAUUCAAGAGUAUUAAGAACAACAUGGUUUUCCUAGCAAGAAAUGGACGCACUGGCCCUCCUCCUGUCCUUGGGGGUAAAGAAUGCCACCCUUUGCCCAUUGCCAGAUUUACACGCACUCAAGUGCCAAGUGCGUUGCCAGGAUCCAAAAGCAAUUCUUUCCCAAUUGGGAUGUCUACUAAGCCUGGGAAUAUGCACCAGUCUAAGGACAGCCAUUCAUUUGGCCACUGUGGUCCACGGUCAUCAGGUCUCGAUGGGUACAGGCCGGCCAAACUGAACAAUACCCAAGAGCAGUACAGCAUAGCAGCACAACAGUCUCAGUUAAAGAAUAAAUAUGACAUAAACUCCAAACUUAUGCAAGCAGGAAGCUUUAACAGAGGCCUAACGCCUACCCAAACAGUCAUAACUAGGCCCAACACCCAGCCUGCAAACAGUAAACAAGUGGAAAAGUAUGUGGUUCCCCAAGGAAAUGCUGGUUUUACUCCUUCAGGUAAGCACUGUGCAUCUGACUCCUUGAAGGCCAAAUUCAACCCCCCAUCUCAGUAUCACCCUCUGUGUAAAACUGAGCAGUACAGUAAACAUGAAGAGCCAUCAGUGCCUCAGCAGGAAUCUCAUACAAAGGCUGGAAAUGAGAUGAGGACAUUGGCAAACUGCACAAUAGGAGCAAGAGCAAGUCCACUAAUGCACCCUCAGCUUAGUGCAGCAGGAGCUUCUCCAGGUUUACACUCCAACAAACAAGAACCAGCAUCAGAUGAUCAUGAAAAACGUUUGGACAUUUUAAAUAUCUUUAAGACAUACAUUCCAAAGGACCUUGCUUCAUUGUACCAGACCUGGGGUGCCAACAGCCCCGCACUGGAUCAUGCAGGGGAGAGACCAUUCCAAUGCAGAUAUUGUCCAUACAGUGCCUCUCAGAAAGGGAACCUAAAGACACACGUACAGUGUGUGCACCGGGUACCCUUUGACAACAGCCAGUACCCCGAUCGGCGGUUCCGACAACCUCAGAACACUGAUGUGAACCCUAUGGAAGAACAGCUGGAAAACUUCUCUGCAAGCCAUCAAGUCUCUGGAGCCACCGUGCUAGAAUGAAAACAGUGCUCUGUGCUCUGCUAGAAGGAGGAUGCCUCUGCACUGUUAAUCAUUUUAAAAUAAAUGAAGAUGCUACACAAGAUAUAUAUAAAUUGACGUACUAAUCAGUCCCAUGGUUCCUUAUUUCCUUUAUAAUAAACAGUGGAGUUGGCAAGCACUGUGGCAGCGCAAGGCAUCUAUAUUAAUCAAGAUAAGUUUGAGACACUGGAAAAAUUAAACUUUAUGUGAUUUGGACAGCGUGAAGAAGUUAAGCACUGUAACAAAAACCUCCCUGAUGCUCACAAUGACUAUUUACAACAUUUGAAAAACAGCAGUGGAUUUGGGGGCUGGAGAAGUAUUAAUUAAUGAA